GACAAGAACAGAGGAUUGCUUUUCACCAUGAGGCAGCUCUUGUGCUGCUGCUUCCUACAACGUCUACAUUUCCUCGUCCUCCCUCUCUCUGCCCCAUUCUCUUUCCCUUCAUCUGUAGGCUGAUUGAACUGUUGGACUUUCCGAGCUUGAACGGGACAGAUUAGCCCCAAGGAGGGGGUUGCAGAAGAACAGAAGGGGGGUGAUAUCUCAGGGGAGAAGCUUCUUUUCUCUUGCCUCAGCAGGACAGGGAGAAAGAAAGGGAGAGGCAGCGUGCUCUUUUCAAUGCAGAGGAGGUUUUUUUUCUUUCCUUGGGUUUCCUGCUUUGUUUCUCCAUUCUUCGUUGUCCUGAGUGUUGGGACAAAAGUGAACUACUGCAGACAGGACUUCCACAACAGUGAGCAUUGUGACUUGUGCGACGCUAGCAUCUGCUGGCCAGAUUCAGUGGACACUGGUCUGACACCCCACGCUUUGAUGAGGUAACAGUCAACCUAUUUGCCCAACAUCCCACUGAGGAAUCAUGGGCCAGAAGAUUUCAGGAAGCAUCAAGUCAGUAGACGUGAGAGGUGAGCCUUCCUACCGCCCCUUACGGAGAGAACUCCAAGGUCCAGAUUUCUUCAAGCCAGCCAGGCUUGACCUGCUGCUGGAUAUGCCAUCAGUAUCUGCUGAGCAUCAACUGCAGCAUGCUUGGAACCCAGAUGAUCGCUCCCUCAACAUCUUCAUCAAAGAAGAUGACAAGCUGACUUUCCACCGACACCCAGUGGCCCAGAGCACGGAUUGCAUAAGAGGGAGAGUGGGCUAUACACGUGGCCUACAUGUUUGGCGAAUCCAUUGGCCCGCCCGGCAGCGGGGUACCCAUGCUGUAGUGGGUGUGGCUACAUCAGAGGCACCGCUCCAUUCAGUGGGAUACACCUCUCUGGUAGGUAGUGAUAGUGAGUCCUGGGGCUGGGACCUGGGCCGCAACAAGCUCUACCACAACAGCAAAAACCGACCAGUUUCAUCUGCACCCACCUACCCCAGCUUUCUGGAGCCUGAGGAAGCCUUUGUGCUUCCUGACACCCUGGUGGUGGUGCUGGAUAUGGAUGAAGGGACACUCAGUUUCAUGGUGGAUGGACAGUACCUUGGAGUGGCCUUCAGAGGGCUCAAGGGAAAGAAGUUGUAUCCCAUCGUUAGUGCAGUAUGGGGACACUGUGAGAUCACCAUGCGCUACAUCAAUGGCUUGGAUCCUGAACCCCUUCCUCUGAUGGACCUGUGUCGGCGAGCAGCACGUCUAGCUCUGGGCCGUGACCGAUUGCAGCAGAUUGAGACCUUGCCUUUACCCCAAUCUCUAAAAAAUUACCUCCAAUACCAAUGAUGUGGACAGAACCACACAACACACAGACUCACAAAGAGCAAGCGGCGAGGUGCGGCAACUCUAGCGCCAACAACAGGCCCCCAAGGGCGAAUGUUUACACUACAAUCUGUGGCUACUACCAGAGAUGUUCGGUUCCUUCCUCCAUUUCUUUUUUUUUUCAUUUUAUCUUUCUGGAUCUUGGAUGGCAUAUAGAGGUAGUCUGUGAGGUUGGAGUGUAAGGAUGCUGCAGCACCCCUCCACUGUUAGUAUCUCCAUGAAUGUUAUAGUCUGGCAUAAAUCCUAGGAAUGCUUGUUCGAGGCUCACAGUGAUGUUUAAACAUUCCAGAAGGAAACCAAGCACCUUAGCAGUCAGACUUUGGAGUUGGAGCUGGAGAGGUAUCCGGUAUCAAGCAGGUCUUCCUGUGCACAAGGGCAACUGCUAACUAUGAGACUAGUCAAGAAGUGCACUGAUACAGCACAAACACUUCAAACAAACACUUUCCUUCCAAUUUAAUUUGAGUCACUUUUCUAUUCCUGAGUGUGUACCUUAAUUUUAAGGUGAGUGUGAUUUUUUUUUUCUUCCCAAGGUUGAUUUAUGACUAUUAUGAUACAGAUCCUGUUACAAGUUUAGUGCUAUGUUUUGUUUUAUUUUAUUUAUCUGGAUGUAGUUCCUUUUUAACAAAUAUGACACUGUGCAUACGAGCACAUGGACAUGAUAAAUCCAUCCCAAACGGCUUUUUAUUUGAAACCAGGAUGCUGCUUUUUUCUAUUAUUAUUAUUGUUAUUAUUAUUAUUAUUGAUGCUGGUUUGUCUGCCUGAUCAAACGGGAGAUCUGCAGCAAAUAGUGGAAUGUAAGGACACCGCUAAACAUUAGUACAUUUGAAAUGUGAAU
Neoarius graeffei (lesser salmon catfish) is the source of this 2222-nucleotide messenger RNA. RefSeq names its product splA/ryanodine receptor domain and SOCS box containing 4a (gene spsb4a). Gene Ontology annotation, molecular function: protein binding. NCBI's taxonomy places the organism in Eukaryota, Metazoa, Chordata, Actinopteri, Siluriformes, Ariidae. The record is from RefSeq and is a predicted model, not a curated record. The transcript is spliced from 3 exons. Gene Ontology annotation, cellular component: SCF ubiquitin ligase complex. Gene Ontology annotation, biological process: proteasome-mediated ubiquitin-dependent protein catabolic process. Bases 518 to 1351 code for a protein of 277 amino acids.